This is a messenger RNA of Entrophospora candida, 1470 nucleotides long. The record is from the annotation of a GenBank genome assembly. Lineage: Eukaryota; Fungi; Glomeromycota; Glomeromycetes; Entrophosporales; Entrophosporaceae.
AUGUCAACUUUUCAUUCAAUUUUUACAUCAACGUCAGAGUCAACAUCACCAGCUAUAAUUAUACCACAAAAUGGCUUGAUAAUUUCCUACUCGGCACUGUUACAUCUUAUUGACACUUUCCAAAAUCAAUUAUUACAACAACAACUUAAAAAACAAGAUGUUGUCUCGAUUGUUUUACCUAAUUCAUUAGAAUUUACUGUUUCAUUUCUUGGCGUUGCCUUGCAAAGUAAUAUCGCAGCACCAUUAAAUCCUGCUUAUUCAGAAGACGAGUUUAAAUUUUAUCUAAAAGAUUCAAAUAGUAAGGUUGUAAUUGUGCCAAAAGGUUGGCUUAAUAAUGAUGGUGGUAAUAAUAAUAAUGCAGCUAUUAAAGCUGCAAAAGCAUUAGCUGAUCAGUCUGAUGUAGCUCUUUUGUUACACACUUCUGGAACUACAGGAAGACCAAAAGGUGUACCACUUACACAUUUAAAUAUUACCACUACAAUGAAAAAUAUCAUAAAAACAUAUAAACUACAAUCAAGUGAUAGUUCAUACUUGGUAAUGCCACUUUUUCAUGUUCAUGGAUUAAUUGGUGGAAUGUUGUCAACAUUGUUGUCUGGAGGAACAGCGGUAAUUCCAUUAAGAUUCUCUGCUUCUCAUUUUUGGAAUGAUUUUUUAAAGUACGGAUGUACUUGGUAUACUGCAGUUCCUACAAUUCAUCAAAUAUUAUUAAAACAUCCACCACCACCUAAUGGUACACCUAAAUUAAAAUUUAUUAGAUCAUGUUCUUCCUCACUAGCUCCAUCAACCCUCCACCAACUAGAAAAGGCUUUUAAAGCACCAGUUCUUGAAGCAUAUGCCAUGACUGAGGCAGCACACCAAAUGACUUCUAACCCUUUACCACCCUUGCCACAUAAACCAGGUUCGGUAGGAUUUGGUCAAGGUGUCCAAAUCUCAAUUCUAGAUCAAGAUGGUAAUACUACUGUCAAGGAGGAGGUGGAGGGUGAAGUGUGUAUCAAAGGAUUAAAUGUUACAGCUGGUUACCUUAACAAUCCAUCAGCUAAUGCCUCUUCAUAUACAAAAGAUGGAUGGUUUAGAACAGGGGAUCAAGGAAAACUUGAUAAAGAUGGGUACUUAUUUUUAACUGGUCGUAUAAAAGAAUUGAUUAAUCGUGGCGGAGAAAAAAUAUCGCCGUUGGAAAUAGAUUCAGUUCUUUUGUCACAUCAAGGAAUUUCCGAGGCAGUUUCAUUUGCUGUUCCUGAUCAACUUUACGGACAAGAAGUUCAUGCAGCUGUUGUGUUGAAAGAAGGAGGUGAUAAAAGUUUAAGUGAGAAAGAGAUUCAAUAUUAUUGUCAGGAAAAACUUGCCAAAUUUAAAGUACCUAAAAAAAUAUAUUUUACUAAAGUUAUGCCAAAAACUGCUACUGGCAAAAUACAAAGAAAAAAUAUUUGUGAAAAAUUUUUCAAAUCUCCGGAAAUUAAAUCGGUACUUUAA